This is a messenger RNA of Trematomus bernacchii (emerald rockcod), 1848 nucleotides long. RefSeq lists its product as uncharacterized. The transcript has 3 exons. The coding region runs from base 280 to 900 and encodes 206 amino acids. The record is from RefSeq and is a predicted model, not a curated record. NCBI's taxonomy places the organism in Eukaryota, Metazoa, Chordata, Actinopteri, Perciformes, Nototheniidae.
AGUGUACAGAGAGCUCUGUGCACAUGGAGAACAUUUCUGCGGAGCGUCUUUAGAAUGUUAGCGGGACAUUUUUCUAAGAAAAUGGGCCUUUAAAUCUAGAUGUAGAUGUUUAGCCAGAGAACUGUCUUACAGCCGUAAUCCAAAUGUAAAACUGACCUUAAACACUGCCAAGGAUCAUCGUUGGUUAAUGUUCAACUCAGGAGGCUCUUGGUGUGGCUGCAGAGGAAUUUGGAAAUGGGACUUUGCGUUUAGAUUUUGAAACCAGCCAGACGGACAGACAUGGGCAGCGGUACAAGCCGAGGGAAGAAAGUUGCACCUGCGUGUGUCGGCGAGGUGAAGGGUACAAAAUCAACCUCUGGUGAAACGUCACCAAAACAGGAAAGCCGGCCUUUUAAGCCUCUUAAAAUCCAAUCAAUUUUGCGCAACGCGCGCAACCGUGCGCAACCGGAGUGCCACAGCGAGGGGCACGACUCUGACUUUUCUCGGGAGGAAGAUGACAUUGACGGGGAGAUGGACACUGUUAUUGCGGAUUACGAGGAGCGAGAGAAAACUUCCGUGAAGAAAACUCCUCCCAAGAAGAUAGUCAUUAGAUCUAAAACAUACGGACUGUGUCCCUUCAGCCAAGAGGAUGGAAAUGACUUCAGCUCCGACGAGCCACGUGGCUCACACGGUGGAUCCGGAGAUGUAAACAAGAGGAGCAGUGAUGCUUCCACACAACCUGCGUGCCCCAGUCAGCACAGUUCCUCUCAGGGUUUUUUGACAAAAGGGGCUUUGUUGGAAGCUGUUCCCACAUCAGAAAAACAAUCGACGUUUGGUAGCUCCUCUCUCACCACGCCAGCCAUCAUGUACGAUGGAUCAGAAGAGGAGCUGAUGAACACUAUUGAGAAAGAGUUUAAUUGACCCCCAGCUGAGAGUGCUGCAGCAAAGCUGUUUUCUCUUCAGCUGUCCUUGUGGCACAGAAAGGUUUGCAUUAGCAAUUUCUAAAAUAGAAAUGGGUGCAGGUUUUUUUUUGACAAUUUCCUGUUACCAAGGAAGGCUACAUCCACUGUAUUUAAGUAGGAUUUCACAGGUAAAUCCUACAUUGUUUGUGUUGAACUUAAACUGCUGCACUCCAGGCCUUUGCAUUUCACCCAAGUCUUAUUUAACAACAUGUGGCAGUGUAAUCGCAGAGCUAUAACACCAACUUGAACAGGUGCCAGGAGGUUCUCCUUGCAGUCCAGAGAGCUGAGAGAAGCCUUCCUGGUGUGUUAUCUGCAGCGGUGUCACUGUCACCCCCUCAACGCUGCAGGCCUCCCACAGAGCACACACCUUCUUAUUUGUUACCUAUUACCUACUUUACUUUAACUUUGCUGUUAAUAGGUAAAGGAAAGAGCACACAUGUUUCUCUGGUUGCUAAAACUGAGGUAGUAGCAUUAAAACCACAUUCUUGUGGCCAUGCUAUAUGCAAGCAUCACAUUUUCCAGCAGCAGAUGUGCAGGGCAGGGUAUAGGGUAGAGUUUUUGUGGCGACCCUGCAAAGGUAUGAGCUGGGAUGUUUGUUUAAGGUUUCCUUCCUGGCCACAGUUCCUGCACUUUUCCACCCUUGUGAAGAAGGAAUGUGUGGCAACAGAGACUUUUAGUCAGGCUCACUUAAGACGCAGCUGUGUUUUAGCCACAUUCAACUAUAAUGGGAUGCUGCCACUUAGUGGUGGAACACAGUAGCAUGAACACAUACUUGAACAUUAAUAAUGUAUGUGUAAACAAAUGGCAUAUGUCAAUGAUUGACAAAAGGGGAAAUUCAACCUGGCAUGUAGAGAAAGGGUUUUUUAAUGUUGUUUUAUAUUGCAAAUAAAAAUGGAUUGUUGCUGUA